Messenger RNA from Paramecium sonneborni, 1830 nucleotides. Lineage: Eukaryota; Ciliophora; Oligohymenophorea; Peniculida; Parameciidae. The record is from the annotation of a GenBank genome assembly.
AUGAUUUAAUAAUAAAAGAAUUAUCUAGAAUCAACAAAAUUGGAGUAAAAAACAAGAGAUUAAGAAGUUUAUAAAUGGGAUGAUUACUUAAAAAAAUUUGUUAAAGUUAGAAUUAAAAUCACUAUAACACCAGAAAAUUCCAUUAUUUAUUGGUAUGAUGGAGUAAAAUUGAGAUAGUAAAUGAUUAUUUAUAAAUUUUUAUAGGUAGUUAAUUUUUGAUGACUUCAGGGAUCUAGAAAUUUUGAAUAAUUUUGAAUAAAUCUAAUAUCUUCAAUGGAAAAGAGAAUAUGGAAAAUCCAAUAAUAAAUAUUGCAAGUGUAUUGCCAUUUGGUAUGGUGUAAUUUUAAAAUUUAUAUAUGGAUACUAUAAGGAUGGAUUCAAAUAAGGUUAAUGGAUGAUGCCAUUUAAUAAUUGUUCGAGGUAUAGAUUUAAAAAUUAUAGUGAUAUAGUUAAUCUUAUGUAUGUGAAAGUGGAGAAUUUUGUAAUAAUUUAAAAUGUGGAAGAUGGAAUUAUAUUUAUAAAAACAAAAUUAUGUUUUAUUUAAUUUUUAUUUAGAAGUGGUGGAGGAUCAUAUGAUAAAAAAGCUUUAAAGAUAGGUAAAUGGAUUGAGUUGUCUGAUGGAUUUUAUGAUGGUUCUUAAGUAACAUAUAAAGGUGAAUAUAACAAUGGUAAGAAAGUUGGUUUAUGGGAGAUUUGGUAUAAAAAUGUUAAAGGAGAUCAAAAAAAUAAAUUUAUGUAAGAGACAUUAUAUCAUUUUAUAAUUUUAGUGGAGGAGGAUUAUAUAAUGAAGGGAGCAAGUAAGGAAAAUGGGUGGAAAUAUGGGAAGGGUUUUAUGAUGAUUCCUGUGUAAUUAAUAGUGGAAUAUACAGAAAUAAUAUUAAGGUUGGUAAAUGGGAUAUUAUGACAUGGAUAAAAUAGAUGUAUGAAUAUGAUUAUAACUGUAUAAUGAUGAAAUUUUUUAAGUGGUGGGGGAUCAUAUGAUGAAGAAGGUUAAGGCAUAAAGUUAGGAAAUUGGGUGGAAAUAUCUGAUGGGUUUAAUCGUAGUUCUUAAAUAAUUUAUUGUGGGGAAUAUCUUAACGGAAGAAAAGUAGGGAGAUGGGAUAUUUUAUAUUAACAAGAAUUUUCUAAUGAUAAAAGCAAGAUGUAAAAUUAUUGUUUAAUUUUAAAAAAUUUAUUCUUUGCUGUUGUUAGAGGUGGAGGUUUAUAUAAUGAAGGAGGUAAUGGAAACAAGUAAGGCAAAUGGGUUGAAAUAUGGGAUAAGUUUUCUGUAAACUCUGAAGUAACAUAUAUUGGAGUAUAUAAAAAUGGUAAAAAAGUGGGUAAUUGGGAGAUUUGGAAUUGUGACGAAGGAUAUAAAAUAACAAAAAUGUAAAAAAUUAUUCUAUUUAAUAAUGAUUUUGUGUAUGUUUUUAGUGGUGGAGGAUUAUAUAAUGAAAGUGGCGAUGAGAGUAAGUAAGGUAAUUGGGUAGAAAUAUCAGAAGGAUUUGGUUACAGUGCCAAAACUACUUACCAUGGUAGAUAUAAAGAAGGGUAAAAAUUUGGUAGAUGGGAUAUUAAGUAUAAUUAAAAAUAAAUGUAAAAAUAUGAUAAUAACUAUUAUGACACAUAUAUAGCGGUGGAGGAUCAUAUGAUGAAGAAGGUUAAGGGAUGAAAUUGGGUAAUUGGAUCGAAAUAUCAGAUGGGUUUCGCAGUUCUUCUUAAAUAAUAUAUGAGGGUAGAUAUAAAGAUGGGAAAAAAAUUGGGAUUUGGGUGGAAAUGAAAAGAGAAUGUUAUUCAUUAAGUGAAAAAUUUAAGAAAAUAAAAGAAAUUGAAUAUGAUUAUGAUUAUUGA